AUGAAGCUCCCCAAGGGAUACGUCCCAGGCGUGGGUCUGGUCAAAAGUGAAGGCGGAUUUGGUGGAUUUGGACAAAAAAUGCUGGAGAGGAUGGGCUGGGAACGCGGCCAGGGUCUUGGCAGGGAGAAGGCAGGCAUGAAGGACGCGAUAGAGGUCGUAAAAAAAGAGGACACGCUUGGGGUGGGCGCUACCCAAACCGGCUGGAAGUGGGACUGGAAGUACUGGGAGGACGCGUACAACGGCGCCAUGCAAGGCGUCAACCACCCCAGCGGCAGCGACGGCGAAGCGGGCGGCAGCGACAGCAGCUCGGACAGCGACGACGACCGCACCACCUCGAGCCGAGGGGCGAGCAGCAGCAGCAGCAGCAGCAGCAGCAGUAGUGACGACAGCAGCGAAGAGGACGAGCCCGCGCUGGACCGGUUGUUGUCCUGCACAGUGGCAGUCAACCGCGACGGCACGCUCGCGUCGGCCAGCAGGGACGAGCUUUCGAUCGCCCAGGGCCUGGCCAAGGGCCCGUGGGUGGCGGGGCGCUUCGGCGGCCGCGAGGGCAAGAUGGCGCGGAUCAGGGCGCAAGAGGAGAGGCAGGCGGCGGAGGCGAGGUCCAAGCUGGGGAUCAUGCCUGCAGUCAGCGGCGGCGGUGCAGCCUCGGCGCCCUCGAAGAAGCGCAAGUCCCAGGCAGCGGGUGGAGGCGCGGACACCGAAGCUGCCGGCGCAGCGACCAACGCAGACAGCAGCAAAAAGGCUAAGAAGGCAAGGAAGUUGGCCAAAGAAGAAGCCAAGCGGGCGGCGGAUGCAGCUUCCCAGCAGCAUGAGGAUGCAGGCAAGGCGCAGGGCCAGUCGCAGCAGCAGGACGAGCCGCAGCAGGGGCGGAGCACGCGGCCAAAGGGCAAAGUCAUCAUCGUGGCGCUGAAGGGCGAGGAGGCGCGGCCGGCGCUCCCGUUCACUCCCACCCCGGCCACCGGCUGGUGGGGCGAGAAGAUGUUCACGUCGGCCGGCCGUCUGGAGGGCAUGGAUGAGGAGGAGGCAGCGGCCCAGGAGCAGCGGCUUAAGGACGGCGCCGGCAAGGGCAAGGCGCGCGCCGCGUUUGACGAGGACACCCAGGCCAACCUGUACAACCGCCUGCAGGCCGCGCAGCGGCAGGGCAAGCGCGGGAUGGGGAAGGCGGCUGUCAAAAUUGCAGGUGGCAACUGGAACGGCAAGAAGACAACGUUUGCUGAGGAGGAGGGCGAGGACUGCGACGGCACGGCAGCAGCUGCCGGAGCAGAGGUUGCCGCAGACGCAGAGGGCGCAGCAACGGCGGCAGCAGCGGCCACGGAGCUCAAGCGGAGAGGCAGCAGCAGUGGCGGCGGCAGCAAGAAGAGCUCCAAGCAGGAGAAUGGGGAAAGCAAGGGCGUCAAGGGUGUCCAGGAGGGGGGCAGUGGCACCAAGAAGGUCAAGUGGGUCAAGCUCGCUGCAGCAGAACUCAAGCGCGUGCCCAAGCGGCGUCUUAAGUGGAGCACGCUGUGGGCGGCGCUCUGGGAGCAAGAUACAGUCAGCGGGCUGGGCUGUGGCGCCAAGGAGGCCAAGGCAGCCUGCUGGUCUAAGAUAAGUGGCAGCAGCAAGCUCGAGAUCAACGGCAAGAAGGUGCAGCUCGUCGAACGGGGAUGA
Messenger RNA from Monoraphidium neglectum, 1647 nucleotides. RefSeq lists its product as hypothetical. Gene Ontology annotation, biological process: regulation of ribosome biogenesis. Gene Ontology annotation, cellular component: nucleolus. The transcript has 5 exons. The record is from RefSeq and is a predicted model, not a curated record. NCBI's taxonomy places the organism in Eukaryota, Viridiplantae, Chlorophyta, Chlorophyceae, Sphaeropleales, Selenastraceae. Gene Ontology annotation, molecular function: nucleic acid binding. Bases 1 to 1647 code for a protein of 548 amino acids.